Messenger RNA from Micropterus salmoides (largemouth bass), 3132 nucleotides. It is a transcript of the gene scamp2, whose product is annotated as secretory carrier membrane protein 2. The transcript has 9 exons. Gene Ontology annotation, biological process: protein transport. The record is from RefSeq and is a predicted model, not a curated record. Gene Ontology annotation, cellular component: recycling endosome membrane; trans-Golgi network membrane. NCBI's taxonomy places the organism in Eukaryota, Metazoa, Chordata, Actinopteri, Centrarchiformes, Centrarchidae. The coding region runs from base 118 to 1110 and encodes 330 amino acids.
AUGCGCUGUAAGCUUUAAUCGAGGAAGUGGUAGGAGCAGGCAGCUGAAACGACAGAGGAGAGUUUGUUGUUUAUUCCCCGUUUCGUAGUGGACAAAACAUCACGCAGCCUUUUCAAAAUGUCGGAAUUUGAUAGCAACCCGUUUGCCGACCCUGCCAACGACAAUCCUUUUAAUGACCCUUCCGUCACACAAGUGACCAGCUCCGGCGUGGAACCAGUUGACCAGUACAACCCUUUUCCUGCCCAUCCCACAGACAAUCUAGCUAGUCAUACCACUCCAGCCUCCACCACUGCCUACCAGCCUGCUGUGUUACAGCCGUCUACAGAGCCCAGUCCACAGGCAACUGCUGCUGCAGCUCAGGCCAAUCUGCUGAGGCAGCAGGAGGAGCUGGAGAGAAAAGCUGCUGAGCUGGACCGCAGAGAGCAGGAGCUACAGAGCAGAGGCCCGACAGGUAAAGAAAACAACUGGCCUCCACUUCCCAAGAGCUUCCCCAUCAAACCGUGUUUCUAUCAGGACUUCUCAGAGGAAAUCCCACCAGAGUACCAGAGAGUCUGCAAGAUGAUGUAUUAUCUCUGGAUGUUCAACUGUAUGACUCUGUUCCUCAACCUGCUGGCGUGUUUGGCUUACUUCACCACUGAUGCGUCCUAUGGUGUGGAUUUUGGCCUCUCCAUCCUCUGGCUCAUCCUCUUCGCUCCCUGCUCCUUGCUCUGCUGGUACCGGCCCGUCUACAAGGCCUUCAAGACUGACAGCUCCUUCAGCUUCUUCUUUUUCUUCUUUGUGUUUUUCUGCCAAGUGGUAGUCUUCAUCAUCCAGUCUGUAGGAAUCCCCAGGUGGGGGAACAGUGGUUGGAUCGCUGCCUUCACCGUCAUCAGAACAAACAAGGCAGUAGGAGCCAUCAUGAUCAUAGUGGCCAUCCUCUUCACCAUCUGCGCUGUGCUGUCUGUCAUCCUGCUCAAGAUGGUCCACAGCAUGUACCGCCGGACUGGAGCCAGUUUCCAGAAGGCCCAGCAGGAAUUCUCACAGGGCGUCUUCACCAAUAAAACCUUCCAAACAGCUGCAGCUGGUGCAGCAUCCUCCGCUGCCCAGGGAGCCUUCCGGGGAAACAACUAAGGGUAGACUGAGCUAAGCUAAGCUCCAUUUAACAGGUCAAGGUCUAUAUGUUAUCAGGUCUAGAUGAUUAAGUUCAUUGAGGUUGAAGGUUCAUUGAGAACUUGUUGGUUGGCACCAAAGUUGCAUUAAGUUAUUGUGACUCUGGAAACAACUCCUGCAUUUUGGAGCCAGCAGCUGUAAGUUAUAAUCUAUCCUUAUAAUAUAUAGACCUUGAGCUAGGCUACAUUAUUAGCCUCCCUCCUUUCACCCCUACUGUCAAUGUACAUGUAAUUCCCCACAUUUGCUUUUCACAUUCAGCAUGUCUCCUGCAGAGUCGUCUGGCUCUGUUUGGAUAUAAAAAGCAGCCGAGGGGAAAGUCUCACAACAAGUGCAUUCUGGGGUGGAAAGCAUGAAUGAAGUUGACUGAUUGCUAUUUCAUUGUGUCCUGGCUUUGUAUAUUUUGUUUGCACUUUUGGCUCUUCAGUGUGUGUGUGUGUGUGUGUGUGUGUGUGUGUGUGUGUGUGUGUGUGUGUGUGUGUGUGUGUGUGUGUGUGUGUGUGUGUGUGUGUGUGUGUGUGUGUGUGUGUGUGUGUGUGUGUGUGUGUGUGUGUAUAUGCGUGUGUGUGUGUGCGUGCAUGUGUACUGGCAUGCUGAUCACGUGUACUCAUUUGGGUGCAGUACGCUUUUUUUUUUUCUCCACACCAAUGGUGGGUCCUGUAAUAAAUGACAUAAAGUGUUUCUGUUUGGCAUUGAUUGGCAUUUUUUCUGUGUCAAAAGCAUUUCUUCUAAGUUUUAUUUUUUUGGAAAACCAUCUCUUUUUGUGUGGUGCAAAUUUAAGUCUAAUAAGGAAGAAAAGCAACUGUAAUAAAUAAUUUAGUUAAUUGUCUGGCAUUAGAUUUUGCUCUUACUGUAAGUAAUGAAUUAAAUCUGUGGUCAAUUAUUCAAGGAAAGGAAAAACAAUAAGAAUUCUCAGACUAACCCCCACAUCACCUUCAGAUUGUGAUGCUAUGUUUUCAAAACGUUUGCUUUUGACUUUUGUCUGGAACCAAAGUUUUGGUAAGCUCUUUCUGAAUAACCUGUGAUGUCAGAAAAUGGAAAUACUGUAUAUUUUGGUAUUUGGUAUCCAGAUGAUGGGUUCUGCAUAAAGAUCACAUCCACAGAGGAAAUCAAAGGGUUUUGCUUCAGUUUAUUUCAUAAAAAUUUAAGAAUACAGAGAGAAUGCAAUUUCAUUUGACUUUCACUGUCAUCAUUAGAAUAUUUAUGAAACAGCUUUAACUACAUCUUUGAUCACUGCCGUGUUCAAGUGUUAUUUCUAAGUAAACCAAAGCAAUACUGACUGUAAAAAUGGAAAAAAUGAUGUGCUAAUAAAAUAAAUAACCCAAGCAGAUUGACAGCGGUUCAAACAGUAAAUGCAUGUGAAGGAAUGGUUUAUUUUUUUAAGAAGAUUAACUGUAGAAAUGUAAGUGUACUCAGCCAGUGUAAAUCUUGCAGAAUAAUCAGAAAAGAUCUCAGAGUCUCAGAUUUCACGGCUCUCUAAUGAGGUGUGAUGGUCACAGGUAGACAAGAGAAUCCCAGAUUUCCCUGAUGUGUAUCUCAUUUGUAAUUUCUACUAAACUUGCCAUAACACUUACCUUCUAAAGCAUCACCAGUAUGCAGUGAAGGUAUUACAGUUUCAUCUUUUCUCAUUGAUGGGUUAAUUCUCCUUCCUGUACCUCUCUACCACCAAGCUCUAAAUUAUUUGUUUAUGGAUGUAUAUUUUCUAUUUGUGAUUUCUUAUAUUGAAACAUGUAUGUGUGUUUAUCUGAUGUUUUAAAGCAUCAGUUUGGAUGUAACAUGUUAGCAUUCCUAAAGAACAACUGCAAACCAUAAUUUGUGUGAUAUUCUUGCAGGUUAACAGGUUCGAUCUUACAUCCAUUGUAAAACACACAAUUUGUAUUCAUUGACACAUCUCUGUAUGCAUUGUUUUGGGAGAAAGUAAUUCAGAGCCUUUUGUAUUUCAAUAUUGAAUAUAGCGUCUAAUAAAAUGCUUUGCUGUCAUUUAAA